UUUCAAAACAAAAAAGUUGGGUUAUGUCGGGUAACGUGUUUUGGUUGUGUUUGUCACAACAUUGUGAAUAAUUCAUUGUUUACUUAGUGUUGGUGCUUUAGAAAAAGCUUGUAAAGUGUGAAAGACGUUGCGGUUGUGGUUUUUGCGCAAACAGAGCGUGGCUUUUCGGUUUAGACGUUUCGAAUUUGAAAAAUCAAAAGGGCGUUUUUGAAAGUUUGAAAAGUAAUAGUAGCGGCUAAUAAUAGAGCAGAAACCUUGAAAAGUCUAACCCCGAGAGUGUGAAAAGGUCCAGUUUCUGUCUGUCCUCUGUUGAUAGUAGUCGUUUUUGUGGAUUCCAGCAGAGCUGAACUUCCCAACUUCUUCGAAAAGACAAGUCAGACCUAGAACUUUGACCAGUUAGCACAUAGAAGUAGUUCCUAAGCAAAAUGUCUCUAAUUAGGAAGGUCAUUAACACUUCUAGGGCACCAAAACCUCUAGCUCCCUACAAUCAGGCUGUGCAACUAGACAAGACCUUGUAUGUCUCAGGGGUGAUAGGUCUGGACAAAGACACAAUGCAGUUGGUUAAAGGGGGGGCAGCUGCCGAAGCUAGACAAGCCUUAACCUGGUUGGGAAAUAUUUUAGAAGAUGCCGGUUCUUCGUACGAAAACGUCGUUAAAAGUACCGUGUUUUUGGCCAACAUGGACGACUUCGUAGCUGUUAACGAGGUUUACCAAGAGUUUUUUAAAAGCAACUUCCCCGCGCGCUCCGCCGUCCAAGUUGCCAAACUCCCGCUAAACGCAAACGUGGAAAUCGAAGUGGUGGCAGCCGUAGGGGACGUCGUCCACGUAACCGCCAGACUGUAAUUUCCGCCAAUAAAACUUUCUAAUCACAUAA
Molecule: messenger RNA, 873 nt
Organism: Zophobas morio
Lineage: Eukaryota; Metazoa; Arthropoda; Insecta; Coleoptera; Tenebrionidae
Product: 2-iminobutanoate/2-iminopropanoate deaminase-like
Exons: 7
Coding region: 426-842 (138 amino acids)
Cellular component (GO): mitochondrion; cytosol
Molecular function (GO): deaminase activity
Source: RefSeq, a predicted model, not a curated record